Penicillium manginii is the source of this 2370-nucleotide messenger RNA. Its product is annotated as serine/threonine protein kinase CLA4. Gene Ontology annotation, biological process: regulation of MAPK cascade; protein phosphorylation; intracellular signal transduction. The coding region runs from base 1 to 2370 and encodes 789 amino acids. The transcript has 2 exons. Gene Ontology annotation, molecular function: ATP binding; protein serine/threonine kinase activity. The record is from RefSeq and is a predicted model, not a curated record. NCBI's taxonomy places the organism in Eukaryota, Fungi, Ascomycota, Eurotiomycetes, Eurotiales, Aspergillaceae. Gene Ontology annotation, cellular component: cytoplasm.
AUGUCCCUCAAUUCGCCCAUCACCCCCGGCGCCGGCAACCUCUCGCUGUUCCCCAACACCAGCACCCCAUCUCUGAGCCGGAGCCAGACCGGUGGCCAGGGCGGGGUCGCAAUCGUCAAAGAAGGAUUCGUGCGGUGUAAGGAGGACAAGUUCUUAGCCACCUGGAACCAGCGUUACUUGAUCCUACGCGAAUCUCGCAUCGAAUUUAUGAAAAAUGAGUCCGGAAAGAUUGUCACCAACUUCCCCUUGACCACCGUGACCGCUGUUUCCCGUUCCGAAGAUACCAAGAUGGCCUUUGAAAUCACUCGCCUGGCCAACCCGAAGGAUGCGAACUCCAAGACCGCAAUGAUUACCCGAGAUGUGGCGACGAAGACGAUCACCUGUGAGGUGAGAUCCGAUGACGAGAUCUAUGAGUGGAUCGACAAAAUCUACGAGCGCUGCCCCGGUAUGGGUGGUGUCAGUAACCCAACCAACUUCAGCCACCGCGUCCAUGUCGGCUUUGAUCCGCAAACCGGCGCUUUCGUAGGAUUACCGCCAGAGUGGGAGAAACUGCUCACGGCCUCGGCCAUUACCAAGGAAGACUACAAGAAGAACCCCCAAGCGGUCAUCGAGGUCUUGGAGUUCUACUCCGAUAUCAAGAUGCGCGAGCAGAAUCCUCAGUACUAUGGUGGUAUGAAUGGACCAGCUGGUUCGCAGCCCAAGCCCCUCGGCAGCAACAACGUAGGAAGUUCCAUUGCUCCUCCUCGACCUCCGCCACCAGGCCCUCUGCAACGUCUCGACAGCGGACAAUCUAAGGCUUCAAUGGAUAGCUCCAUGCGUUCAAACACAUCUUCUCCUGGACAAUCACAGGGUGGGGAUCGUGCCAUGGAGCAGCAGCAACAAUUGGAGCGUAUGAAAGAGAUGGCAGACCAGGAACGUCGCCGGGUGGAGGAGGAACAACGCCGCAAGGACGACGAAGCAUACAACGCCUCCCUGCCCCAGUCACGAACUCCAAUGGCCAAGCAAGAGCUUGGAGGCUAUGGUGGAGAACCUACCCCGAUGAACAGCCGCUACCAACCCAGACAAGACCCUCGCCAACUCACCGCACAGCGACCCGCCCCCGCUCCUCCAUCACAGAGCCCCUAUGGACAAGGCGCUCCCCGUACGCCCGGUGGCUCCCGCAGCGAAGAUCAAGGCUCGCCUAACCGCUAUCCCGCCAAUGAUCCUCGCUCUCAGGCUGCCCGUCCUCAGAAUGGUGGUAGCAAGGGCCAGCAAGCUCAGGGUCCCCCUCCUACUCGUCUUCCCGCUCCAGUUCAGGCCGUGAAGCCACUGAACAUUGCCAACAAGCAGACCACUAACAAACAAGCCGUUCCUGAUGGAGUUCGUCAGGCGGAGGCUGCACUUACUAAGAAGCCUGAGCCGCGACAAAAGGAAGUGCGUAUGUCGGCGAUGUCAGAGAAUGAAGUGAUGGAUCGAUUGAGAGCUGUUGUAUCCAAGGACAACCCCAACGAAUCGUACAGCAAGCAGCGCAAGAUUGGUCAGGGUGCCUCCGGAUCAGUCUACGUGGCGCGGGUCAAGGAACAUGCCCCAUCGCCUGUGGCUCAUGAGCUGUACAGACAGUAUGGCGCACGCUGCCAGGUUGCUAUCAAGCAGAUGGAUCUCCGCAGCCAGCCCCGAAAGGAGCUGAUCGUCAACGAGAUUAUCGUCAUGAAGGACAGCCAACACCCCAACAUUGUCAACUUCCUGGAUUCCUUCCUGCAAGAAUCGAGCAACGAGCUGUGGGUGGUGAUGGAAUUUAUGGAGGGUGGAGCGUUGACAGAUGUGAUCGACAACAACCAAGUGAUUUCCGAGAACCAAAUCGCCACCAUCUGCUCUGAGACUUGCAAGGGGCUGGCCCACCUGCACAGCCAGAACAUCAUCCACCGAGAUAUCAAGAGUGACAACGUGCUCCUCGACCGAGUCGGCCACGUCAAGAUCACCGAUUUCGGUUUCUGUGCCAAACUCACCGAGUCCAAGAGCAAGCGCGCCACAAUGGUCGGCACACCAUACUGGAUGGCACCAGAGGUCGUCAAGCAAAAGGAGUACGGCCCCAAGGUUGACUGUUGGUCUCUGGGUAUCAUGGCCAUUGAGAUGAUCGAGUCCGAGCCGCCUUACCUGAACGAAGAGCCCCUGAAGGCUCUCUACCUAAUCGCAACAAACGGCACCCCCCGUCUGAAGAAGCCUGAGAAACUUAGCAAGGAGCUCAAGGCUUUCCUCAGCGUCUGUCUCUGCGUCGACGUCCGCAGCCGUGCUACUGCGGACGAACUCCUCGCCCACGAAUUCUUGCAGACUGGCUGCAGCCUCGCCAGUCUAGCCGAACUCCUUAGAUGGAAGAAGGCCAAUGGCCAGUAA